AUGUCUGACGGACGAUAUACCGACAGUAGUAUGGGCCACCAGCCCUACCUGAUGAAUCCCGAAACGACGUCGCAGAUGUACGAUGGCACAUCCAGCGAUUCCUCCGCAAGCUCGCCUAUGAACUGCAGCGGCUUCGAGAGCUGCCUGUACGGUCCUGCAAGCACCGGCUACAUGGCCAUAGCCUACCCCACCUUCCCCGUGCAAUAUCCAAAUUCCAUAGGCGGCGGGAAUAGCAUCAUGACGCCAAUGGGACUGGGCCAGCUCAUUCCAGUCGAGCUCGACAUGGCCAUAGAGGGACUCUACGAGGACCACGAUCGCAGGCGGAAGAGGAACGACGGGACGGGGAAGACCGUCUCCUCGCAUGUGCAUUCGCGCCGCCGAGCCCAAAACCGCGCCUCGCAACGAGCAUUCCGAGACCGGAAGGAGAAGCACAUGCGCGAACUCGAGCAGCGCCUCGGCGAGCUGGAAGGCCGGCACAGCGACCUCGCGCGCUCUUACGCAUCGCUGCAGCUUGAGUACGCGAACGUGAAGCAGGAGCUGGACAUGAUGCGCCAGGACGGCGGCGGCGGCGGCGGCGGGGGUAGUCCCGAGCACGGGAGCUGCAGGAAGCAGCCAAGCAGGAAGUGGGAUGAGAAGGAGGAGGCGCAGGCGGACAUGUUGGAUCCGCUGCAGUUUGACGUUUCGGCCUUUUGCUUCGAUCAAGAGGACGAUGGUGGGCAAAAGGAUUGA
Molecule: messenger RNA, 729 nt
Organism: Drepanopeziza brunnea f. sp. 'multigermtubi' MB_m1
Lineage: Eukaryota; Fungi; Ascomycota; Leotiomycetes; Helotiales; Drepanopezizaceae
Biological process (GO): regulation of DNA-templated transcription
Cellular component (GO): RNA polymerase II transcription regulator complex
Molecular function (GO): DNA-binding transcription activator activity, RNA polymerase II-specific; transcription cis-regulatory region binding
Source: RefSeq, a predicted model, not a curated record